GAAGGCAAAAAGAAGGGAAAAGAACGACACCGCCAUUGCGACCUCUCCUCUUCUUCCUCUUUAUGUCUCGUUCGAUGCGAUUCUAAAACCCUAGAGAUCACUAUUGCCUCGAAAAUUCUCCAAUCGCUUCGGGCAAUAGGUAUUGGUGCCGCUGAUUCCUCAUAGGCUCGAGGAAAGAUUGCUCGUUUCCGGCAUUGGGGCAGGUCUAGUCGUUUCUUGCCGCGGAUUUCGGGUUUGGAUCAGGACGGGGAAGCGACGGCCGCCGCUGGCGGAGCCGGCGGAUGGCGUUGUUCAGGAGGCUGUUCUACAGGAAGCCACCGGAUCGGCUUCUGGAGAUCACCGAUCGGGUUUACGUGUUUGACUGUUGCUUUUCUUCGGAAACCAUGGAAGAAGAUGAAUAUAAGGAUUACAUGGAUAAAAUUGUUGCUUCGCUUCAGGGUUAUUAUUCUGAUGCUUCAUUUAUGGUAUUUAACUUCAGAGAGGGUGAAAGGAAGAGCCAAAUUUCAGGAAUCUUAUCCCUAUACGACAUACUUGUCAAGGACUACCCUCGCCAAUAUGAAGGGUGUCCGUUGCUUCCUUUGGAGAUGAUCCAAGAAUUCUUGAGGUUGAGUGACAACUGGCUUACAUUAGAAAGGCAGCAAAAUGUCUUGCUAAUGCAUUGUGAGAGAGGCGGAUGGCCUGUGCUUGCAUUUAUGCUUGCAGGUCUUCUGCUCUACAGGAAACAGUACAGUGGAGAACAGAGGACUCUGGAAAUGGUGUAUAAGCAAGCUCCUAAGGAGAGCCUCCAUGUCUUGUGUCCCUUCAACCCUCAACCUUCUCAUUUGAGAUAUCUUCAAUACGUAUCCAAAUCAGACAGUGGAUCAGAAUUGCCCCUGCAGGAUGUUCCCUUUAUUUUGGAUUGCCUAAUCCUUAGAGCUGUUCCAAACUUUGACGGGGAAGGGGGCUGCAGGCCAAUAGUUCGUGUCUAUGGUCAGGACCCCUCAACCCCAGCUGACAGAAAUUCCAAGGUUCUUUUUUCAACAUCAAAGACUAAGAAGCAUGUUCGCCACUUCAGACAGGAGGACAAUGCGCCAAUAAAAAUAAAUCUUCGCUGCUCUGUUCAAGGGGAUGUGGUCCUUGAAUGCAACCAUACGGAUGAGGAUCUGAAGGAUGAAGAGAUGAUGUUCAGGGUUAUGUUCAACACAGUCUUUAUUCAAUCUCAUAUUUUGCUGCUGACCCUUCAGGAUAUCGACAUUGCUUGGGAUGCUCAGGACCAGUUCUCAAAAGACUUCAAAGCAGAGGUACUCUUUUCAGAGUUUGAAGCUGAGUCAGAUACUGACACAGAAGUGGUAGCUGAAGACGAGGAUGCAAUGGAAGUUGCUUCAACAGAGGAGUUCUUUGAGGCAGAAGAGAUUUUCAGCAAUCCAGAAUGGCAGGAUGGACACAGAGAUCUAGACAUCCAGACAGCUCUUUUCACACAAACGCUAAGUGAUGUAAGUCCCAGAUCUGAAGUGCCACAUCUGGAUGCUGAAGCGAGAAGAAACUUAGAAUUUAGAAACCCUGAAAAAGACUUGAAUAUCAUUAAUAACCAAGAAAUCACGACAAUGGAUGACACAAGUAGCAUGAUACAUACCCUAACGGAGAGAAACAUGGAUACCAGCUACAUCAAACAUGAUAUAAAGCUUGUAACCAAGGUAACAGCUACCUUAGACAAGAUGAUCAUCGAAACAGAUUGCCCAGCUUUGACAAUUGAAGAGAAGAGUACAUUAGAUAAUUCCAAACAGGAUAUGGAGCAUAUUGUUAACAUAGCAGUUGAGGAGAUGACUGCAUCAGAAAUUAGUAAUUUCAAACAUGAUACUGAAAGACAUGUAACAAGAAUUACUUCAGAUGAUAUGGGUUGUAAAUUAGAAAUACCAAUGUUGGCAGAUGAGGGAAAGAGCACAUCAGAAAUCAGAGUUUUCAAAAAGGAUGCAGAGAACAAUUUUACUGAAAAGAAAUCAAUUCUGGAUGAAGAGAGUCCUAAGUUUGAGACACCUAGGGUCGGAAAUGAUAUAUGGUGCAAACUAGAAACCACAAAGGAAAGAGAAAAUGCUGUAACUGAAAAAGGGGGAGAGCCUAACAUUAUGUAUCAGAGAUUGGAGUUUGAUUUUCAAAAACAAGAAUAUGAGAAUUUCGAGCCUUCGAUGUCAGAGGAACUACUAGCAAGCAGUAUGAAACCACCUUCAAGUUCAUUCUUAUCUGAACAAAGGAUUGAACAGCGGGAAUAUUUGGGUAAUAACACAGAAUGGAUCCCUCCAAUACAAGGCUCUGAUGCUACUUUUGUGCAUGUGCCACCUCAUCCUGAUUUGAAAUUUCCUUCAAUUUCUCAAGGUCAUGUUGCUGGCAGAAUUGAAAAUGGUCCAAUUCCUUCUUCUACAAGUACAGUUAUAGCUUAUGCAUCUCCAACGACUCAAUCAUCAACAACUAAUAUGCCUUCUACAAGUUUUCUUUACAAUUUUUCACUCUUUCCAUGUCCUCCACCCCCACCUUUACCUCCAUCCCUGGAAAUAAGGGAAACACUCCAAGCCCCUUCCCAUUCUCCACCACCUCCUCCUCCUCCUCCUUUUGGGACCACAAUGAUUGCUUCUUUUUUUCAUCCCUCUCGUUUAGCUCUAUCUUCCCAAAUGGAAGCACCCCAUCAAUCUCUUUUUCCUAUUCCACCCCCACUUCCUCCAACAUAUAGUACAAUUACCACAAUUGCUUCGUUAUCUCCACCAUUGCCUCUCCAACCUCCAUUUGUAUGUGCAGCACCAUCUCCUUGCCAACCACAUCAACCACCACCUCCACCACCCUUGCAUCCAAGAGCAUCCUCCAAAAGCCUACCUCCUCCCCCUUUGCCUUUACCCCCGGUAACAUUUUUAAAGGAUAGUUCCCUCCCUUUUCCUCUGCCUAUGGCCAAAAGUGCAGCCACCAGCUACUCCUCUCCUCCCCCUCCAUCAUUUGUCCACUCAAGAUCAUCCAUCAAGGUUCCCCCACCCCCACCUCCUCCCAUCUGGAACAAAUCAGGCGUGCCAUCCUCUCCAUCAGUAACAUACCAAGGAGUAAUAUCUCAAAACUCCCCUCUUUCCCUUCCAUCUCCUCUUUUUCAGCAUACUAUUGGUGGAUCAAUUACUUCACCACCUCCUUCACCAUCUAGAAAGAAUGCAGUUGUGACAAAAGACCCUCCAACACCUCCACCCUCUCCACUUUUUGUGACUUCAUCCAAUAUUUCAGAAAAUGUGAUCAUCGUAUCCCCUGUUCCACCUUCUCCCCCUUCUGUUCUCACAGAAGCUUUGUUUCCACCUUCAUCCUCAAAAGUUUGUAUAGAAACUCCACCUCAACCACUACAUCAUUUACUACAUUUAGGGCCCCCACCACCACCCCUUCCCCCUCCCUUCAGAGGGUGUAGAGGAGCUCAGCCUCCUUCCCUACCUCCACCACUUGAGGCUCAUGUUGGAGUUCCAUCACCACCCCUUCUUUCCCCCCCUAUUUCCAAAGGGUCUGAAGGAGCUCCACCUUCAUCCCUACCCUCACACCUUGGAGCUUAUGGAGGAGCUACUCUACUACCACCACUGCCGCCGCCGCCACCACCACCACCUAGCGUUCAUGGAGGAGUUACAUCAGCAAAGCUAGAUCCUUCUAGAGGGCUUGGAGGAGCUCCACCUCCACCCCCACCCCUACCUUCCAGGGCUUAUGGAGUUCCACCACCACUGCCUUGCUCACCCUUUAGAGGGCAUGUAGGAGCUUCACCACCGUCCCUGCCCCUGCUCUCUGGGGCUCAUGGAGGAGUUCCACCGUCAGCUCCUCCCUUUUCCUCUAGAGAGCAUAUAGGAGCUCCAUUGCCACCCUUGCCCCUUGCUGGUAAGGCUCAUGAAGUUCUACCGCCACCCCAUCCCUCUUUCUUUGGAGAGCAUCUAGGAGCUCCACCACCACCCCCGCCACCCCCAGCGCCAGCCCCUAAGGCUUAUGGAGGAGUUCCAUCAUCAUUACGUUCUGUUCUACCUGGAGAACAUGUAGGAGCUCCACCGCCACCGCCACCUCCACCCUCUAAAGCAUGUGGAGGACCUCCACCUCCACCUCCACCAACACCACCCGGAAGGCGUGGAGGUGCUCCACCUCCACCACCACCUCCUGGAGCAUAUGGAGGAGCUCUGCCACCGCCACCUCCUCCUGGAGGACAUGGAGGAGCUCCACCUCCACCACCUCCUCCUAGAGGGCAUGGGGGGGCUCCACCUCCACCACCUCCUCCAUUAGGAUGCACACCUGCCCCUUCAGGUCCUCCUAGGGUCCCUGGUGCUCCUCCACCUCCUCCAAGCACACCUGGUGCUCCUCCACCUCCUCCAGGUGUACUUGGUUCUCAAGCUGGCAUAAGAGGCUUAUCACCUAAUUCUCUAAUUGGGGGAAGGGGCCAUGGGCUUGCACGUUCCAUAGGGCCAGGUCUGCCUACAUCAACUCGAAGGUCAUCACUAAAGCCAUUGCAUUGGGUCAAAGUAACAAGAGCGAUGCAAGGAAGCUUAUGGGCGGAACUACAAAAACAUACUGAUGCUCAUAGUACUUCAGAAUUUGAUGUACAAGAACUUGAGUCGCUCUUCUCUGCAGUGGUUCCAAAAUCAAAAGACAGUUCUAAGUUAGGAGGGCGUAGCAAAUCUGCUGGAUCUAAAUUGGAUAAAGUUCAUCUGAUUGAUCUAAAGCGGGCCAAUAACACUGAGAUCAUGCUUACAAAAAUCAAGAUGCCUCUAUCUGAUAUGAUGAAUGCUGUUCUAGCGCUGGAUGAUUCAAUUCUAGAUGCUGAUCAAGUAGAAAAUCUCAUAAAGUUCUGUCCAACAAAGGAGGAGAUGGAGCUUCUUAAGGGCUACACGGGCAACAAGGAGAAUCUUGGAAAAUGCGAGCUGUACUUCUUAGAGUUGAUGAAAGUGCCACGGGUUGAAUCUAAGUUAAGAGUGUUUGCUUUCAAGAUUCAAUUUGGCUCUCAGAUCUCAGAUAUUAGAAAGAAUUUGUACACAGUAGAUGCUUCAUGUGAAGAGAUUAGGGGAUCUGACAAGCUAAAGGAAAUCAUGAAGAAAAUUCUAUAUCUCGGGAAUGCACUAAACCAGGGAACAGCAAGAGGUUCAGCUAUUGGUUUCCAUUUGGACAGCCUUCUAAAACUGACAGAUACUCGUGCUACUAACAAUAAAAUGACAUUAAUGCAUUAUUUAUGCAAGGUCCUUGCUGAAAAGUCACCAGAUCUUCUAGACUUUCAUGAUGAUCUUACCAGCUUGGAAGCUGCAUCAAGGAUACAAUUGAAGUUUUUGGCUGAAGAACAACAAGCCCUUGUUAAAGGGUUAGAGAAAGUUGAGCUGGAGCUGACUGCUUCAGAAAGUGAUGGCCCCGUAUCAGAAAUUUUCCGCAAGACUUUGAAGGAGUUCACUGCUCUUGCUGGAGCUGAAGUGCGUUCGCUAACAUCACUUUAUAAUGCAGUGGGUAAAAAUGCAGAUGCACUUGCCUUGUAUUUUGGUGAAGAUCCUGCGCGUUGUUCCUUUGAACAAGUUAUUACUACGCUCCUGAAUUUUGUGAAGAUGUUUCGGCGGGCCCAUGAGGAGAACUGCAAGCAGGCUGAACUUGAGAAGAAGAAAGCUCAGAGAGAGGCUGAAAUGGAAAAAUCGAAAGAUAUUUUGCACGGGGCAUGAUGAUUACAGAACUGGGACAACUUCCGCUCCAAAUGUUGCAUCAAAAUCACUAUGCAGGUUAACUUGCAAUGGUACUUUUCAUCUUGUAGCUGACAGGAGAUGUGUGUUGCCUAUUUUCUACAGGUACUUUUCAGACCAGUGCUGAUCCCUGGCAGGCUCAUGAGGCCUCCGAUUCAAUACUCUGACUUUUGUACAAAGCUAACCCCACAGCUCAUUUGAUUAUUUUUGUAUAUUUUCUGUUUAUUCCAUUCCCCCCUGUUUAGAUGCAAGCAGGAAUAGGUUAGAAGCUGUUGUACAGUAGCAAUGAAAGAAAUGUGAGAGCACGAAAUGCGCCUUUUCCCCUUAGUAAGUAGGUCACACACAGAAAUAUCUUUUUAUUGUAUCCUCAUCAGUAAUUUUGUAAUUCAAGAUAGAUCAGGCAGUGAGAAGUAAAAUUUUGUUGCUCAUGAUGCCUUUUUUUCCUUCUCCCUCUUCAUCUUCCUCCUCUUCUGCCAUCAAUAUUGAGACUUCAGGCUUCAAAGAAUGCUAACAUCAGGUAUACCAGUCAUAUGUUAUUAGGAUUUUACUUUGAAGUAAUUGAAAUUUUGAUGUAACAUCUCAGUUGAUGCACGCUGGUUUUAAUGCACAGCAAGUGGUAUGCAAUGCUGAUAUGAUGUGAUACAAUGUGGUAUAUGAAAACAGGUAGUUAUUUCAUUUAUGUUAGCAACAGACAUUGCUAUUGGUCAAAUGACAAAGGUUUGUCAUGUUCGUUUUCUCUAUGUGCUGACAUUUGUACAAAGAUUAAUCUAACAGGGUAAGUUACAAUUCUUCUUUGUUUUCGCAUUAUAUUUUCUUCUUUGUUUUUGCAUUAUAUUUUAUCUUUGUAAAAAUUCUAAACUUUGCCAAUGUAGUGUAUGCUAUAUGACUCUAUGAGACUUGGACCAGAUUAAUUCACAGUGAUAGGCUACUCUGGUAUUUCUGUUUCAAUAUGUGUAUGCUCACGUGCGCAUGUGUAUAAUAUCCAUUAUUUACUUCUCACAUAUCAACAUUUGGUAUGUACUCUAAAUGCAACAUUCAUAUGAUCCUUAUUUUUUUUUAAUUAUUUUAUUAAAGAAGAGUAGGGUCAUGAAACAUGUCACUUGUGUUUCUAUAUCUCUGCCUCACCUUGUUUUGUGUGAAUUUUUCAUUCUAUGCUUCUGCAUCUUAAGAUAUGCUAAACUUUGAACCACAGCAGCAACCAAUUCAUAAUUUUUGCAUUUUUCAGAGAUUUGGAGAAGGAAUCAGUAUGUGAAAGUGAGGUGGUCAUUGCUUGUCUACAUCUAUAUGAAAAACCAUUGCAUCAAAAAUUUAUCCUUUCUUUUUCUUUUUUGGUAGACGUCCUUUCUUUUUCAGUUGACUUAACUUAAAAAAUAUGCAACCGGGAAGGUAUUUCUUUUGUACUUUAAUUAAUAGGGUUAUGUACGCCAAAACCUUCUAUGCAAUGAUGAUGAUAUAUGCACUGUUUAUUUGUCUGCAAUUGGGUCGGUUGCAAGUGCAGAUUCUGCAACUGAAUUGUAGACAUUCCAAAAAACUGUUUGGAUACUUGCAAUUAAAUCGAAAUACAUCUUUGCUUGCCUGCAAUUGCAACCGCAAGUUAUAUUUGAAUUGCCAAAAAGGUUUCAAAUC
Messenger RNA from Phoenix dactylifera (date palm), 7307 nucleotides. Its product is annotated as formin-like protein 6. The record is from RefSeq and is a predicted model, not a curated record. Lineage: Eukaryota; Viridiplantae; Streptophyta; Magnoliopsida; Arecales; Arecaceae.